AUGACAAUUUCAGAAAAUAUUUUUUAUUUCCCUCAUUUAAUUAAUUCUCUCUUUAAAGAAAUUUCACAAUCUGAAGAUGAAAUAACAAUAAGUUGUAUUAGUCGUGUAUUAUCGGUAUUAAUGAAUUUACCAACAUCAAAUGUAUUUGAAAUUAUGUCACAAACUCCUAAUGUUAUUAAUGUUCUUAUGAAUAAAAUUAAUAAUUAUGAAGUGUCUCAAUUUAUUCUUAGUAUAAUGAAAUAUUCAUCUAACGAUGAAUUAGGUAAAGCUACAGGUGCAUACUGGUUGUGUCAAAAUGGAUUUGUUAGUGAUUUAUUAAAGUUAUUUGUUGUAUCAGAAAGUAAUGGGGAUAAUGAUAAAAUUGAAAGCAUUACAUCUCUUAUUGAAGAAAUUACAUUACUUAAAGAAUCUUCCUUUAUUUUUAAUAAUUAUUUAAAUUCUAAUGAAAAUUUAUCUUCUUUUUACUCAAUAAUUUUUAAUACCGUUUGUUUAACAAUUCUAUUUCUUUUAAUUAUUUUAAUAUUUAUUUAUUAUUAG
Messenger RNA from Entamoeba nuttalli P19, 537 nucleotides. RefSeq lists its product as hypothetical. Lineage: Eukaryota; Evosea; Mastigamoebida; Endamoebidae. The record is from RefSeq and is a predicted model, not a curated record. The transcript has a single exon. The coding region runs from base 1 to 537 and encodes 178 amino acids.